Octopus bimaculoides (California two-spot octopus) is the source of this 1840-nucleotide messenger RNA. RefSeq names its product next to BRCA1 gene 1 protein. Gene Ontology annotation, biological process: macroautophagy. The record is from RefSeq and is a predicted model, not a curated record. Gene Ontology annotation, cellular component: phagophore assembly site. Lineage: Eukaryota; Metazoa; Mollusca; Cephalopoda; Octopoda; Octopodidae. Gene Ontology annotation, molecular function: ubiquitin binding; zinc ion binding.
AAUAUCGGGUAGUUGUUCGGCGAAUCGGUGUCAAAUAGUAGUAGAAUCUUAUAUUGUGUUAUGGCUUCUGAAAUUUUCCUUCAUAUUCCUUAACCCCCCCGAAUUUCACGAAGGUUUUUUUCCUCUAUUUUAAACUCAUCACUUACCAAUUGCAAAAAAUCAGAAUCUCAGAACGUUUUCCAGAAUGGAUGGAUACAUCAAUUUAGCGGUCAGAAGACUCGGAAACAGCGAAGACGCUUCACAGUUGAUGCGGUUGCCUUAUGAUACGUGUUGGUCUGAUCUAGAAUGUAUGAUAAAAACUGCCUACAAUUUUGGAAAAGUCGAAAUCAAGUAUAUUGAUGAAGAUGGAGAUAUGAUUAUAGUAAGCAGCCCCGAAGAACUCUUUGAAGCCUUCACAAUGGCCAAAAGAAAUAAUGACGAACUUGAAAUACUGAUUAAUUCCAAUGUUUUGCAAGAAAGCAUUGAAGUGGAUUUUGUAGACUCUACCAGCAAUCCUUUUGCUGGCAAGGACUCCGCUACACAAACAAACCAGCCUGGAAUUGUAGAUAUGAACUGUGAGAAUAACACUGUGUUAACAAGAGAUGAGGAAACUGGUGCAGUUAUAAGAUCCAAAGCUGUACCGUCUAUGAAAAAUUUGUCUAUAAGCCGCCCAGUUCUUCAUGAUUAUGUGGCACCAGAAUGUGUUGAAACUCAACCAGUUACUGACACAGCGGAACCUAAACCAAAUAUAUCAUCAUCUCAGUGUGACUCCGAAUCUGGAGAGAAGGCACCAACUUCUCUGUCUUCAAAUUCCAGUCAAGAUUCUGACAGUAUACCCCUCAAUUCUCUGACUCAGCUAUUGAAACAAUUGAAGCAGGAAUUGAAGUCAGAAAUUGUGCAAGAUGUAAUGACAAAAACUCAAGACUCUGUUUCAAGUACGACCAGUACCACCCAGACUUUACCUGCUGAUCCUCCAUAUCAAUUAUACUGGCAUGAAGGAAUCAUUUGUGAUUAUUGCCAGCGGACCAUUGUUGGAGUUCGUUUCAAAUGUGGCAAUUGUCCAGAUUAUGAUUUGUGUGAACAGUGUGAAAAUCUGACUAGUGUUCAUGACUCUACUCAUGUAUUCUUAAAGUUGCGGCGUCCUUGUCAUAUUGAUACAGAAUUGCAACCUUUGUUACGUAGCAUAAUUUAUAAACCUGAAGGCCACAAUUAUUCUGCUGCUAUUAAUUUUUGUGAACCAGCCAGUGGAGAGUAUGAAAUCAUUCCAGAUGAUAUGCGACAGCAUGCCAAGUUGUCAAAAUGUCAAGUCAAAAUGGCCAAGAUGCUUAACAAGAAGAAGAAAGAAGAAAAGCUUAUGGAAUUGCAGAUGAAGUAUGAUGAGAAAUUGAAGCGAGCUUAUAGACAGAGUUGUCCCAUGAAAAAGGAAAGAAUGGAAUUAAGGAAUUCAUUAGGUGCUGCCUUUGUGUGUGAUGUUACUAUUCCUGAUGGAACAAAAGUUCAGCCUCUUGCUAGGCUGUACAAAACCUGGAGGAUGAAGAACACUGGAAAAUUUGCUUGGACUGAAAAAACACUUAUGCGAUUAAAGUCUGGUAAUAUCUGCCCUCUUGCCACUGAGGUAACUGUCCCUUUCUUGCAACCAGGUGAAAAAGGUGAUGUUACUGUAUGUCUAAGUGCCCCAGAACAACCCGGUAAAUACCUAAGCUAUUGGAAAUUGUGUCAUUCAUCAGUUUUGUUUGGACCUCGUGUCUGGUGCAGCAUUGAAGUAGUACCGAAGCCUGCAGACAAAUCUGCAUUGGGUAACUACACACUCCUGAAAGAGGUUAGGAAGUUCAUAUGUGUUUAUUAAAUAAUUUUGCGUGUG